Messenger RNA from Cotesia glomerata, 2855 nucleotides. RefSeq names its product calcium permeable stress-gated cation channel 1 (gene Tmem63). The record is from RefSeq and is a predicted model, not a curated record. Bases 200 to 2512 code for a protein of 770 amino acids. Gene Ontology annotation, molecular function: calcium-activated cation channel activity. The transcript is spliced from 9 exons. Gene Ontology annotation, cellular component: plasma membrane. NCBI's taxonomy places the organism in Eukaryota, Metazoa, Arthropoda, Insecta, Hymenoptera, Braconidae.
UAAUAAUAAUAUUAUUUAUUUUUAUUAUGUAGUGUAAUAUUCCAUCUUAGAUCUGUCAAAAGUAGAACUGACACAAAGAAAACAAUACCGUCAACCAGAAAGGUCUCUACGAUCUGUCAUGUUGACACAUGUUACCGAACAUGGUUUGUUUAUCAUAUUUAAUAAUUGAGUCAGAAAUUUAAUAAUUUAAACUAUAAAGAUGGAUUUCGAUAAUCAAUCUUAUUCAAAUUAUACGCCUUCUGUGGAAACAUGCAUUAUAUCACGGAGAUUUAAUCAGACAAUUAUACCAGACAUUUACGCUGGUAUUCCAGUAAACUUUCUAUUUAAUUUAAUUGGUUUUAUUUUUUUAGUAUUAUUAUUCGGCUUGCUAAGAAAAAAAGCAUGGAAUUACGGGCGUUUAGCAUUAUUACACAAAUCAGAUAAUAGAUGGAUGGAAUUAUUCUUCGGUGACAAUGAAGAAACAGCUGAAACUGCCGAAGCUUCUGUUAGUGCUCAACUGUCAACUUACGAUAGAGGAUUUUUUUCAUGGAUUGUUACAGCUUUCAAAGUCAAUGACAGAGAAUUAUUAAGACGAGCAGGCCCUGAUGGACUGCUCUAUGUAACGUUUGAACGUCAUCUUAUCGUCUUAACAUUUAUGAUGAUGGUUGUUGCCUUGUGUGUAGCACUACCAAUAAAUUAUAGUGGAACUAUGCGUCGUGAUAGCAAUGAAACAUUUAGUUUGACAACUUUAUCCAACGUUGAUGCCAAAUCAAAUUGGAUGUGGGUUUAUACAAUUAUUGUUAUGUCAUAUUUACCUAUUGGUAGUUAUAUAAUGAGAAGAUUCACCAAGCAGGUUCGUGAUGCUCGACCUUCUGGGGAACUGGCAGCUAGAACAUUAUUAAUAAGCGAAAUCCCAAAGCACCAAUGUAACGUUAAUAGUCUUAAAGAGUAUUUUACAGAGGCAUUUCCGACAUUGACUGUAGAGGAUGUUACUCUAGCUCAUGAUAUUAAAAGAUUGUCAAUUUUAGAAGCUCAGCGCGAUUGUGCUGAGCAGGCUCGACUAUAUUGUGAGAAUCAUAAUAAAAAAAAAGAGCCAAUGAAACUUUAUCCACACCUAUGUGGACAAGUGGUUGGGUGUUGCUGUAAAAAGCAAGUAGAUGCUUUAGAAUUUUAUACAGCCGAGGAGAUACGGUUGACUGCGCUAGCUGAAGAAGAAAAGAAAGUCGCUUUAAGUAAGCCUCUGGGGAUAGCUUUUGUAACAUUAGGUACACCUGGAGCUGCUCGGACAAUGCGUAGACAGCUAAGAUCUGCUCCAGCUAUUAAAUGGGAAGUUAACUACGCUCCGGCGCCUUCAGAUAUUUUUUGGGAAAAUUUAAAUAUACCAACACCUUUUUGGUAUUUCAAUGCUGUUCUUAUCAAUUUAAUACUGGCUAUUUUUUUGUUCUUCGUAACGACACCAGCUGUCAUAAUGUCAGCAUUAGAUCAAUUAGAUAUAACUCCCGAACUUCAAAAUUUAGGUUCAGUAAUAUCGACGUUUCUUCCAACUCUCAUGCUUGUAAGUAUAACGGCUCUUAUGCCAGUACUAGUUGGACGCAGUGAGUUAUUAGUUAGACACUGGACUCGAAGUGGACUCAAUAAUGCAAUAAUGAAGAAAACAUUGUUACUUUUACUACUCAUGGUCCUUAUUUUGCCAAGUUUGGGAUUAACCAGCGCUCAAGCUGUUUUGGAACGUAAUAUUUUUGGUAAUACAACUAUCAAAUGGGAAUGUAUCUUUUUAGCUGAUCAGGGUGCUCUUUUUGUGAAUUAUAUAAUAACAGCAUCGUUAUUCGGAUGUGGUCUUGAGCUAGUAAGAUUCCCGGAAUUAGCAAUGUAUACAAUUAGACUUUGUAUAGCAAGAAGUCGCGCCGAACGUGUUUAUGUCAGAAAAGCUGUGGUGUGGGAAUUUCCAUUAGGUGCACAUUACGCGUGGUUAUUACUUGUAUUUACAAUGACUACGGUGUACAGUAUGGCAUGUCCGCUAAUUACACCAUUUGCUUUGCUGUAUUUCUUAAUAAAACACAUGGUUGAUCGACACAACUUGUGUUUUGCGUAUGGACCGAGUAGUGGAGGCGGUAAAUUAGCUAGUGCAGCGGUAAGUGCAGCAGGCGCGGCUCCUAUACUAGCACAAGCCGCGCUUCUGGCACUUGGUUUGGUCCGUAAAGGAUUGUCACCUCUUGCGGCACUUCAACUUAGCGGACUUGCUGCCAGUAUUCUGGGCCUAGUUACUGGUGCUACUCUCCCAGCUUCAAAACCAAAACCACAAAUAAUAAAACGCGACUUUUCGACCGGUCAAAAUUUUAUCGCACCAGUAUUAAGAAAAAAGUAUGGAUCGUUUAUUACAGAAGAAGUAACGUCGGUAGCUUCAAACUCUCAAGUAAAUGUUUUGACGGAUAAUAGUUCAACAGACACUACUCUGACAGAGAAUAGUGCAUCAUCAGCGGUGCAAGAAAGUCCAAAGCUUUACCAAGAUUACGGUAAAGAUGCGCGUGUAUAAAAGUAAAACUUUUUUUAAAAAUUUUCAUCAUCAUGUUUAUGUUAUUGAAUUGUUAAUUUUAAAUUUACAUCACCUUAUUUUUCGAACUAUUGAAUCUUAACUAUUUAAUAUUUUGUUUUCCUCUUUACAAUGGUUAAUAUUUUAAUAUAUUCGAUUUUUUAACAAUCUUAUUUGUUACAUCACCUAAUUUUUCACUUAUGUUAAAGAAAAUAAAUAUCAAAAACCGCGAUACUAGUGAUUGCAUGAUCUGUAACAGAAAUAUAGCUAAAAGUGAUACUCAUGAUCUGUGAAAAUGUAAAAAUGAAUUAUACAACUUUUGCAAAUAAAUAAAUUUUUUAAUAUA